Onthophagus taurus is the source of this 815-nucleotide messenger RNA. RefSeq lists its product as uncharacterized. The record is from RefSeq and is a predicted model, not a curated record. Gene Ontology annotation, molecular function: sugar transmembrane transporter activity. NCBI's taxonomy places the organism in Eukaryota, Metazoa, Arthropoda, Insecta, Coleoptera, Scarabaeidae. Gene Ontology annotation, cellular component: membrane. Gene Ontology annotation, biological process: carbohydrate transport.
GGUGUGGUUGUUUUUAAAUAUUUCAAAUUACUGUCAAAAUUAAUCAAAAUUGUCUCGUUUCGAGAUCUAUAAAAUGGAAAAAAUUAAGAGAAAUUUUAAAAAAUCUAUAAAAUUUCGGUAGAAAUUAUUUAAAAAAAUCAAUAAAAAAUGGAUUCUGUAGGUUUGAUGUUGCACAUUUACCGAAGGGAGAUGGCAAAUUUGGCGGUGAUCGUUGGAAUAGUAAAAUCUUUAACAAAUUUAACAAUUAGUUAUCAGAUUAUAACUAAAAAGGAUGCCACAAAACAGUCAGCAGUAGGAACAGUAAGCAGUUUAUCUUUGGCUAUUUUAGGUGUUAGGCAUGCAUGUUUAGCAUGCGACCAAACUUUAGUAUGCACACAUAUCCUCCAAAUAAUCGUAGAUGGAAUAAAUUUAAGCGUGCACUUCGUUUACACUAACAAUAAAUGGAGAGAUGUAUUAGGACCAUUAAUUAAAGGAUUUUUCAUGGUUUUAGCCGGACUUGGUUACGCACAAUUUGAAGAUCCAGAUACGGUUUGUAACAGAUUUGGUACUUGCUUAGGUGCAUUAUCUAUAGUAACUUUAGCUUCGCCAUUCACUAAAUUGAGACAAAUGAUUAGAGACAACGAAUGUGGUGCAAUAAAUGUAAUAAUAACAACUUUAUCGAUGACUGCCUCUUUUCUUUGGGUCUUGGUAGCACUGGCAGCAAAUAAUCCCACGAUGUUGUUCCUUUUUAGGUGCAGAACAUUUGCGGCUUGCUGUUAAAUGCUAUUUAUGUAACGAUCUACAUCCGGUAUAAAAAAUAAAAAUAUACAGAGAUA